UCAGCAUGCGAAACCUCCAACGACCGUUACCCGCCAGCUCCGUGAGUUACGUACCAGCUGCUCUCCAAGAGGCACCUUCUGAAGCUUCAUCUUGUGGACGCCCGCCGAGGCGGAGCCGACCAUGGCGCCAGCGGCCAGGAUAACGGCGUUCUUCAUAGUGGGCAACGAGUGGCAGUCAAAUCUUAUCAAGCAGAGAAAGAGUGUCGAGGGUCUUGCAGCAGUAAGUGGUAUUGGGAUGGAGAGACGAAGAUGGAUGAUUAUGAAGCGCCGCAGUCUGUCGGAAGGGGAGGGAGCCGGAGCUUGGUGGGUGAGUGGUGACUGGGUGCUUGGGUGGUGGCUGGACCUGGAGCUCCUGUUUCGGUUUGGGGGUUGCUGCCGCCAACUCCGCAACUCCGCCAAGCCAAGGCAGCACUCCUGCCACAUCAUGUGCUGCAAGCUUGUGCUGACGUAUGACCGUCUGGGGUCUGGGCGACUGGGCCUCUACGGUUCGGGGCUAUGGCGCGCUAGUCCCAACGUGUCUCCUGGUAGCUUCCACAGCAACCAACUCCGCAAGUUCAGGCUGACUCUGAGUUUCUGUCCUCUCUUAACUUUCUGGUUGUCGUCCACUCUGCAACACAUACGAUACGUGGUAAUUAGAAUUAGUAUAAGAAUAUGGGAAAGGGCUUAUAUUUCGCUGAUUGCACAAUAUCUGCUGCUAUAGCACGAUGACACCAUACAUAGUGUUUCAUGAGCUUCAUCAAUACAUUAUCUCCGACCUCACAAUAACUGCAUAUUCUCAUACACAGGGAUGUACCUCAAGGUGCGUCUACAUAAUCCGGUGGCUCCUGUGAGCGAUUCUCCACUUCCCUCU
Messenger RNA from Eremomyces bilateralis CBS 781.70, 850 nucleotides. RefSeq lists its product as uncharacterized. Lineage: Eukaryota; Fungi; Ascomycota; Dothideomycetes; Eremomycetales; Eremomycetaceae. The coding region runs from base 122 to 700 and encodes 192 amino acids. The record is from RefSeq and is a predicted model, not a curated record. The transcript has 2 exons.